UAGUUUCAGAAUUGAAGCCGAUGCUGUUUUCCCACAAGUUUAUGAGAUCCCUAUUUAAAUAUGUGGUUGUUUCCUUUAGGUUUAAUAAUUUUCUCUUAAUCAAUUGUAUUGUUUGAUUAACAUGUUUAUGAAGUCUUUCAUACCUUAAUGUUACCAAUAGAACACAAGUACAGUAUCAUUUUUCCUCAUCAUACGUGUAUUAGCUUAUGACUACUAACACUAGGAAAUACUUUUCAUACAUGCAUGAUUGAUCAAUCUCAAAUUAUUUGAUGUUGUGAAUCGAAUUCCAUUCGUUGUAACAGGUAGAACAAGAAUUGAAACACACAAUCUUACCCUUUACAUAACCCAAACAUGAAAAAUAACAACAAUAGGGCAGUAUUCAAUUUCAAAGCAAAACUAUGGAAAAAUAAGGAAUACAUCAUUCUCCCUGCACAAAUAUAUCAGAAAUGGAAAGUAGAGUUUGCAGCUCUGUCUCAAUUGUACGAUAAAAAUGGCAAUUUUUUUGACUGUUUUGUUCGAAGCGUGGGUUCUGGGAAGGCUAGGCUAGCAUCUAACUUCAGAGCCAUUCGAGAAUUACACCACAUCAAAAAAACCAUUGAUAUCAGAUUCGACUUUGUGGAUGGAAUGUAUUUGGUUUUGUCACCAACAGGCACAGGUAAACCAAAGAUACCGGUUGUCAACCCCAACCCGAAAGGAUUCCACAAACUUGUUAAUAUGCAUGAGUCGACCAAUGAUAAUUCAUUGGCAAAAGAAAACAACAUAUGGGGGAAGGAUGUACCAUUGUGGGAGUCUGCAGUUUCUAAGUCCAUGGUCAAAGGAGGACAACCCCUUAUGAUCCCAGCCCAUGUUGUGCAAACAUAUCUCGUGAGAAGACCAAGGCAUGUCCAGGUAUUGCUACCCAGUGGGGCAGUGGAAAAUUGGAUGCUAAUUUGGAACGGAAAAAGAAAGUCACAAUGCCAUAUCGGAUAUGGAUGGUAUAAUUUUGCAACCACGGAAUCGUUUUGCGUAGGAAGCAAGAUUCAAUUUUGGGAUGGUGAUUAUGGAAUUAUGCGUGUUACCAUUGACAAUUGUUAAAUUAUCCAGCCAUCUAUUCUGUUGUUUUAAACACUUAAUUAAUUGUUGUUUAAUCGAGAAUACUUGUUUCUUCAUUCA
Messenger RNA from Medicago truncatula (barrel medic), 1152 nucleotides. RefSeq lists its product as uncharacterized. The coding region runs from base 352 to 1074 and encodes 240 amino acids. The record is from RefSeq and is a predicted model, not a curated record. The transcript is spliced from 3 exons. NCBI's taxonomy places the organism in Eukaryota, Viridiplantae, Streptophyta, Magnoliopsida, Fabales, Fabaceae.